GGCGUGGCCCACACUCCUCCCCUCCGCCUUAAAUAGCGCUGGCCGAGGGCAGUGCGAGUAGAAGUGAGGUGGAUUAGCUGUGAGGAACAUGCACUCUCUGCCGGAUGUAAAGUCUUCCCCAGAUAUGGACAGCGUCUCCAGCCAAGACUCGCUCUACUUGCCCAACUCUGUUGGUGCCUCCCUGGAAGACCAAGAUCUCUGGGCACAGUUCCACCAGGAGGGGACCGAGAUGAUCAUCACCAAAUCUGGAAGGAGGAUGUUUCCUCAGUGUAAGAUUCGGCUUUUUGGUCUUCAUCCUUAUGCCAAGUACAUGCUGCUGGUGGACUUUGUUCCGCUGGACAACUUCAGGUAUAAGUGGAAUAAGAACCAGUGGGAAGCGGCAGGCAAAGCAGAACCUCACCCACCCUGCAGGACUUAUGUCCACCCUGACUCACCUGCCCCUGGUGCUCACUGGAUGAAGGAUGCAAUCUGUUUCCAGAAGCUCAAACUCACCAACAACACACUGGAUCAACAAGGCCAUAUUAUCUUGCAUUCAAUGCAUCGCUACAAGCCCAGGUUUCAUGUAGUUCAGUCUGAUGACAUGUACAAUUCUCCGUGGGGAUUGGUGCAAGUGUUCAGCUUCCCAGAGACAGAGUUCACUGCAGUGACGGCAUACCAGAAUGAAAAGAUUACUAAACUGAAAAUUAAUCACAAUCCAUUUGCUAAAGGAUUCCGGGAGCAGGAAAGGAGUCACAAGAGGGAUGAUGUUUUAAAGACUCUACAACAAAGUCCAAGUAAAAGGCAGAAGAGAAAGAAGUGGGAGGACAGUCCUGAGGCUGAAAUUUCAGAUUUCCCCAAGGCUACACGUGUGAAGGAGGAAUCCAUUAUGGACCCAGCUGGGGUUUACCAGAACUGGGUUUCAGAUCAUGAGGCUAACCAAGGUUUGACACCUCACUCCCCUGAGUCUGAUGGUGCAAAUCAGGAGCAGCAGGUCCCCUCGUCUUCCUCGAACUUCUAUAACAGGAACCCUUAUCGAAGGAGUUCCCAACAUCUUUCCUCCCCAUAUGAUUUGGGAGAGCCCUCUAGCAGACGUCUUACCCCUGAUGUUGCUACAGUACCGGAUUCAGAUCCAGAUUCUUUAGCGGUGCUUCAUGUCAUUCCAACACAGAAUUCCACUCAGGACCGCACAUGUGGCGUGAACUUUUCUAUGGAAGCCCAAAUGAAACAGCCCCUCCGGGGUGCCAUGUACAGCCCUUAUGGAGCAGAGCAGUGGAUGGUUCCAGCUCAAGGUCAAUAUCGGCCCAUGGGCUAUACUGCAUACCCAACAGACUUAAGCACACAAGGAGCAGUAGCUCACCCACAUAGUGGAAUGUCAGACUGGAGCCAAUACUCUCUCUUUCCAUACAGCUGUUGGUAAAUGGGUUAAGAGAAAGGUGUAUUCACAGUCCUUACCUGUCCAUGCUGAUACCUCAGUCCUGAUUUCAUGAUGUGGGGGUGGGGGAACGGGGCUGAGUGGUUCUGCAUCUCUGAGGCUUCAGGACCUCUUUAAAAACCCUGUGUUGUGAUGGUUGCAUGAUGCAGUUUGGUUACAUUGUUUGUUGGACUAAAGUGUCACUUUAUUAGCACAAACAGUAGGGUGCCCCCCUGUGCUUGUGAUCAGGGGAAUCUCUACCUGUACUUGAACAAAAUGUAUUUAUUUUAAAGAUUAGCAAGGAAAUGUGAAAAGCAGGGAAAGUGUGUGCUAACGCAGAUCUCCAGAAGAGAACCCAGAAAAGAAGUUAUGGAUUUAUAGAACAAAAUAAGACUGUAUUCAGAAGCAGUUUGGGGUAUAGUUCUGUGCCUCCAUUCUUUUAAUGACCCCAAUUAUUGCCUUUCACUGAAUUAUACAUUGAUCUGUUUUGGUUUGUAUUUUUUUUUUUUUUCUUAAACUCUAAUUUUGAUUGCAGUUUUGCACCUUACAUUUUCCAGGGUGGUGGUUUGCAGCACUGUGACUGUGUACAGCUGGUGUUUGUGCUUUUCUGCACUGCUCGGGAAAUGUGUGUGUAUUUGGGAUGUGUACUUGGGAUGUGUUUGUGUUCACCAAGGAUUGUACUGCUUACUAGGAAACUAACGCUGUGCCAUAUACACAGAGAUAGGUGAGAUUUGGUGUUCCAUCUACAGCAAAGCUACAGCUUCCCGGAUUGCCCCAGCUGAGAGCGGUACUUCUGCAAUAGCUAGAGCGCCAAAGGCUGCCUAACUCUGCAUAUUCACAUUAGCAUAACCACUGGCAUUAAUUGGGUUAAUUAACACUUAAACUGGAGAAGAUUUGUGACAUAUUUUAUUCCUUGCAGUCUAUGGUUGAGUAAAUAACAUGGGAUGGUUCCCUCUUUGUUCUACAGAGUCAAUAGCAAUUCAGCAGUUAAAGGGUUUGUGUGGCUGCUUGUAAAGUCUGGUUUUGUGGGUGGGGGUACAGGCAGAACAGUAUGUAUUCUGUAUAGAACACAUCUGUAAAUAGAUUUUAUUUAAGAAAUGUUUUGGUUUUUUUUUUACAAUGAAAUGUGUUUUAACGUGACUUUUAUUUAAUGGAAUGAACUGAGGAAGGAUAAUGAAAGUUCCAUUUUUGUCUCCAUCUGGUUGUACACCUUCAAUAAAUGUCCUCCUUAUUCCAAA
Molecule: messenger RNA, 2628 nt
Organism: Xenopus tropicalis (tropical clawed frog)
Lineage: Eukaryota; Metazoa; Chordata; Amphibia; Anura; Pipidae
Gene: vegt
Product: vegt protein
Exons: 9
Coding region: 89-1396 (435 amino acids)
Source: RefSeq, a predicted model, not a curated record